Armigeres subalbatus is the source of this 883-nucleotide messenger RNA. RefSeq lists its product as uncharacterized. The transcript has 2 exons. Bases 88 to 813 code for a protein of 241 amino acids. NCBI's taxonomy places the organism in Eukaryota, Metazoa, Arthropoda, Insecta, Diptera, Culicidae. Gene Ontology annotation, molecular function: odorant binding. The record is from RefSeq and is a predicted model, not a curated record.
ACUCGCUAAUCAUUCAUUCCUGUGGUAAUUGCCGGACGAGCAUCGCCCCACACGGCCACGAUAAGUGAAAAAGAAAACCUGUGCAAAAUGUUCAAGCUGGUGUUGUGUCUCUCGGCGUUGGGCCUGGUGGCCUGUUACGACUUCAAAGAUUCGUUCUACAAUGAGCUGGUCCUGGAGGACAUCCUGGACAGCGAGGACACUCCGACGUUGAUGGACCGCUUCAAGCGUUCCACUCCUGAAGCGAACGAUGACAAAUGCAAGCGCAACCACCAUAGACACAGGUGCUGUAACGAUGCCAACGGUGAAAACAUGGACAAAUUCCGCGAUACGAAGAAACAAUGCUUCUCUGAAGUCCGCUCCAAGGACCGUUCAGCCCGCGGUAUGGUGAACCCAGUGGACAUGUUCGACUGCGAGAAAAUGAACAAAACCAAGCAGGAAUACAUCUGCGCCGUGGAGUGCGUGAGCCGCAAGUUCGAUGUCAUCGAUCAGGAAGGCAAUCUGCUGGGCGCGGACAAGCUGAUUCAGUUCACCAAGGACAACUUCGCUGCCGACCCGUGGCAGGAAUCGAUAAUCGAAGGAGUGGUUGACACCUGUUUGAAGGAAGUUGCCGAGAAGAACGAAAAGCUGAAGGCAUCGGGCGAAACCACGACCUGCAAUCCAGCAUCGUCGAACUUUGGCUACUGCAUGUGGCGGCAGAUGACUUUGGCCUGUCCGAAGGAUAAACAGGAACAAUCCAAGAAGUGCGAGAGAAUGCGUGAACGGUUCGCCAACAACGAGCUGGUUUCCUACCACAAGCACGACUUCGAUGAUUAGUGAAAGAUACGAAAUUGGACUGUUGAUUUGAUAAGCGGAAAAAAAACAAUUAAAAGUCAGAACAAAGUAA